Messenger RNA from Solea senegalensis (Senegalese sole), 2682 nucleotides. It is a transcript of the gene tat, whose product is annotated as tyrosine aminotransferase. Bases 185 to 1600 code for a protein of 471 amino acids. Lineage: Eukaryota; Metazoa; Chordata; Actinopteri; Pleuronectiformes; Soleidae. The transcript has 13 exons. The record is from RefSeq and is a predicted model, not a curated record. Gene Ontology annotation, molecular function: pyridoxal phosphate binding; L-tyrosine:2-oxoglutarate transaminase activity. Gene Ontology annotation, biological process: aromatic amino acid metabolic process; biosynthetic process.
CCGAGGUUCACUUCACUCUGACUCUGAGUCACACGUUCAUCACUGAGGUUCAGUCACACGUUCAUCACUGAGGUUCAGUCACACGUUCAUCACUGAGGUUCAAUCACACGUUCAUCACUGAGGUUCAAUCACUGAGUGUGUGGACAAAACGAGACGUCACAACUUCAUCAUUUCCAGUUCCAGGAUGGAUAACAAGUCUUACUUGGUGAAAAUGAACGGGAAUGGCGUCUGCGGCAAAUCCACGCUCAACGGUAAAAGCCUGAGCGGGAAUGCGGUGAACGGCAAUGGCCUCGGCCACGUCACCACGAACGGCAGCUCGUAUCCCGCCAAAGUGGCGAAGAGCCGCAGGCUGAAGUGGGAGGUGAAGCCGUCGGAGAUGGCCAACAACACGCUCAACCCCAUCAGGUCCAUCGUGGACGAGAUGAAACUCACGCCAAACCCCGACAAACCCAUGAUCGCACUUUCUAUAGGAGACCCCACUGUGUUUGGAAACCUGCCCACAGACGAUUCGGUGCUUCAGGCCAUGAAAGACGCCAUCGACUCCCACAAAUACAACGGCUAUGCUCCCUCUGUUGGUUACGUGAAGAGCAGAGAGGCAGUGGCAAACUUUUACAGCUGCCCCGAGGCUCCACUGGAGGCAGAGGAUGUGAUUCUGACCAGCGGCUGCAGUCAUGCCAUUGACCUGGCUAUCAGUGUCCUCUGUAACCCGGGCGACAACAUCCUGGUCCCACGUCCAGGCUUCUCCUUAUACAAGACCCUGGCCGUCUCCAUGGGCAUCAAGGUCAAGUUCUACGACCUGCUGCCGGAGAAGGAGUGGGAGGUGGACCUGCAGCACAUGGAGAGUCUGAUCGACGAGAGCACUUCCUGUCUGAUCGUCACCAACCCGUCCAACCCGUGUGGCUCCGUCUUCAGCAAAGACCACCUGCAGAAGAUCCUCAAAGUUGCCUCCAGACACCGUGUUCCCAUCCUGGCGGACGAAAUCUACAGCGACAUGGUCUUGCCGGGCUGCAGCUCUCCUUCCAUGGCGUCUCUCAGCAGCGACGUUCCCAUCAUGUCCUGCGGUGGUUUGGCUAAACGCUGGCUGGUCCCGGGUUGGAGAAUGGGAUGGGUGCUAAUCCAUGACCGGAAUAAUGUGUUUGGAUCUGCGAUUCGUCAGGGUUUGGUGAAACUGAGUCAACGCAUUCUGGGAGCCUGCAGCCUGGUGCAGGGGGCGCUAGAGGGCAUCCUCAAUAACACACCACAGAGCUUCUACAGCAACACUAUCAGUUUACUGAAGACUAACUCAGAGAUCUGUUUUAAUGAACUCUCCUCCGUCCCUGGACUGAACCCCGUCAGGACCUCAGGAGCCAUGUACCUCAUGGUCGGAAUCGACUUGGAUCAUUUUCCAGGUUUUGAGAAUGACGUGGACUUCACUGAGCGCAUGGUCACCGAGCAGUCUGUCUUCUGUUUACCAACCUCAGCCUUUGAGUUUCCUAACUUCUUCCGUGUGGUGCUGACGGUGCCGGAGCAGAUGAUGGUCGAGGCCUGUGUUCGGAUCAGACAGUUCUGUUUGUGUCACUAUCAGCAUCACAGUCGUCACGGCAACCAACUGGACCAGUGACACGGACACACACACACACACGAGACAAAAGCACCUGGACUCUCACAGAAGGUAUCACAUUUCAGAACCCGACCAGGGUCAGAACUUUCUGCGAUGUGGUCUCCAGAAUCCACUCAUAUAGACGUGUUAAAGGGUUAGUUAGAGUUUUUAAAGUGUGCUCUUAUGUGAACUCUCACUAAAGUGUGACUUUUGUCUGUGGACUUUGAUGAGAGCCAGGAAAAUGGCUGAUUUUAGACACUGAACUAAAGACUCACCCAGUGAAAUCGGCAAAGUCUACGUCACACGUUCACGUCUUUAUCUCACUGUGAGACAGACGUUUGUAAACCACUCACUCUCCCACAGCUAAAAUCACUUAUUUUCUCUAUGGGGUUUGGUGUGAGAGAGUGAGGGGUUUACAAACUUCAGUUUCCUGUUGGAACAUCAUAGUUUUUCAUUAAAUGGCUAAAUCACACCACCGAUCAAGAAAAUCAGGGGAAAGCAAAGAGUAAAAUGAAAUCAUUACUAUUGUUUAUGUUUGUUUUUGUAAAUAACCAGCUGUGUUUUUGUGUACGUAUCAGAGCGUUAAUCCAGGUUCAAAGUACUCUCACAAUAUAUCGUCGUUAUCACGCAGCGUCUGGAACAAAUGGAAUUCUAACUGAAGACACCAUGUGUUUGUUCGCUUUUAUUUUGACAAACAAACAAACAAACUCUAUACCGGUCGAUUUCAUUUUGACACAAAACCAUUUCGCCACGGCCUGCGUGUCAAUGUUUUGGCUCACUGAGCUGGAAGUUGUUUUUGUCGUCGUUGCCGUGGCGACGGGAGGCCCCGCCCCUCAUGCUGUAAUUUUGUGAUGUAAACCAUUUGAACAGACUGAAUAUUUAUAUUUUAUAUGAACGACUUGUAUUAACCCUUAUGGUGUUUGUGUAUUUAUAUAAUUUGUAAUGUAACACCUCUGAUAUGAGCACACACACACACACACGCACACACACACACACACUUUCAAUAAUGACAAACAUAUCAAUGAUUUUUUUUCUGACUGUAACUUUAUCUGUACAAUUCUUUGUAUGUUGAAUAAAUACCUAAUAAAUGAACAUAAACAUGU